AUGGCAAAAAAUGCUGCAGAAUAUAGAAAAAGAUUUAUGCCAUUUAAACGUACUAAGCCAGGUAUUGGAGCAGAACAUUAUGUAGCACAUGGUAGAAGACCAACAAUUCGUGGACGUUUGACACAAUUUGGAUUUGGUGCUUGUUUAUCUCAUAAACUUCUACAUAUUUCUGAUCCAACAUUACCAGUUCAAUUAAAUGUUUUUACAUAUGAUGAAAAUUCGUAUACGGAAGGAAAAUAUAAAAAUGUUGCAGACAUUCCAACUGUACCAUUUGCACCAAUGACACCAAUGACAUGGAUUGAUGUUGAUGGUAUUCAUGAUCAUGAGAUUAUAUCUGCAAUAGGUGAUCGUUAUGAUAUUCAUUCAUUGGUUCAAACAGACAUAACAACAAGUGAACAACGAACAAAAUUAGAUGUUUUAGAUGAUGCAUUAUUUCUUGUAUGUAAAUUAAUAUAUCGUGAUAUAGAUCGUACAGGACAAAUAAUAACUGAACAAAUUAGUUGUUAUUUAAAAGAUAAUCUUCUUAUUACAUUUCAAGAAACACCAAAAGAUUUAUUUGAUUCAAUUAAAAAUCGUAUUCGACAAGGAAAAGGUCGUAUAAGAAAAUCUAAAGUUGAUUAUCUUUUUUAUUCACUUCUUGAUGUUAUUGUUGAUCAUUAUAUGGAUGUUCUUGAUACAUUGGGUACAACAGUUGAAGAAAUUGAUAAUCAAUUAAUGAAAAAACUUAAACGUGAUACAUUAGAAUCUAUAUAUGAUAUGAAACGUGAUAUGUUAUAUUUACGUUCAAUUAUAUCUCCAUUAAAAGAAAUAAUAAUUAAAUUACAAAAAGAAGAAGAAACACAAAUUAUGCAAGAAAGUACAAAUAUUUAUUUAAAAGAUUUAUUUGAUCAUAUUGUACAAGUUAAUGAUUCAAUAGAUACAUAUAGAGAAAUGUUAGCAUCAUUUAUUGAUUUCUAUAUGAUGUUAAAUUCGAAUGCUAUGAAUCAAGUUGUUAAAACAUUAACAAUGAUAUCAACUAUUUUUAUUCCAUUAACAUUUAUUAGUUCAAUUUAUGGAAUGAAUUUUGACAAUAUUCCUGAACUUAGAUAUAAAUAUGCUUAUUUUAUUGUACUGGCUGCUAUGGCUGCAUUGGCAACUUUGAUGCUUUUAUGUUUUAAACGUAAACAUUGGUUUUAA
Messenger RNA from Rotaria sordida, 1176 nucleotides. The record is from the annotation of a GenBank genome assembly. Lineage: Eukaryota; Metazoa; Rotifera; Eurotatoria; Philodinida; Philodinidae.